GGGACAUACUCUAGCUAUUAAUACUAACAAAACUUGCUAUUUAUGUUCAUCAAUGCUAGUUUGGCUUAACUUUACUUUUCUAUUUCAGGUUCAAGGGUCCAAAAGAGACUUAAAAACCAAAACUCAUUGGUUUUUUCAAAGGUUUGCACUUGAGGAUGAGUUAACUAUGCUUGUUGCUGAAGAUUCUUUGUUGUUGUUGUUGUUGUUAGUUUUCUGAUCAUGUUUGAUGGAGCUUUGAAUUCCAAAGCUCUAAUGGAAAAGAACACAUAUGGAGCACAUUUAGUGGUGUUAUGUUUCUUCGGGAUGCUUCUAAUGCGUUCUUCUUGUCAAAAUGAUGCAACUACUGAUGUGUACAUUGUUACUCUCAGACAAGCCCCUACUUCUCACUAUCAGAAUGAGUUGGCCACAGAUUAUAACAACUUCAGACACGGUACUUUUAGGAGGAACGCAUUUCACAACCCGAGACAUCAAAAUUUUACGAAGACAUAUAAGAGACGUGGUUCUAACAUUGCGCAAGUUCAUGAUUCGUUGUUGAAGAAGGUGUUUAAAGGGGAGAAGUAUCUGAAACUCUAUAGCUAUCAUUACUUGAUAAAUGGAUUUUCUGUGCUUGUUACUCAACAGCAGGCAGAGAAGCUAUCAAGGAGAAGAGAAGUGUCCAAUGUGGUUUCAGAUUUUUCUGUAAGAACUGCAACCACACACACCCCGGAGUUUUUGGGUCUGCCACAGGGAGCUUGGUUUCAAUCAGGUGGAUUUGAAACUGCCGGAGAAGGAACCACUAUUGCAUUUGUUGACACUGGCAUUGAUCCUACACAUCCAAGUUUCUCUGAUGAUAAAUCUGAACAUCCAUUUCAUCCUCCUCCUCGUUUUUCUGGCACCUGUGAGGUUACUCCAGAUUUUCCAUCUGGUUCUUGCAAUAGGAAGCUUGUUGGGGCCCGUCAUUUUGCAGCAUCUGCUAUAAUCAGAGAAAUGCUUGAUCCAACUGAGGACUAUGCUUCUCCCUUCGAUGCUGAUGGCCAUGGCACGAACACAGCUUCUAUUGCAGCUGGAAACCAUGGAAUCCCAGUGGUUGUUAAUGGCUAUCAUUUUGGAAAUGCUAGUGGGAUGGCUCCUCGUUCCCAUAUUGCUGUUUACAAGGCACUAUACAAGGGAUUUGGAGGAUUUGCUGCAGAUGUUGUUGCAGCUAUUGAUCAGGCAGCUCAAGAUAGAGUUGAUAUAAUAUGCUUGUCAAUCACUCCUAACAGGCGUCCUCCUGGUAUUGCAACUUUCUUCAAUCCAAUAGACAUGGCAUUGCUGUCAGCUAUAAAGGCUGGUAUUUUUGUUGUGCAAGCUGCUGGAAAUACUGGUCCUUCAGCUAUGAGCAUGUCCUCCUUUAGUCCUUGGAUCUUUACUAUUGGUGCCACCUCUCAUGAUCGAGUUUAUAGCAACUCGCUAUCUCUUGGAAAUAAUGUGACAAUACUCGGAGUUGGACUUGCACCUGGCACAUCUGAGAACACAAUGUACACAUUGAUUCAUGCACAUCAUGCUUUGAACGAUGACAUAACAAUUUCUGAUGAUAUGUAUGUUGGCGAAUGUCAAGAUUCUAGUAAGUUCAAUAAAGAUUUGGUCCAAGGAAACCUCUUAAUGUGUAGCUAUUCAAUGCGAUUUGUGCUUGGUCUCUCCAGCAUCAAGCAGGCCGUAGAAACAGGCACAAAUCUUAGUGCUGCCGGGGUUGUUUUUCCCAUGAAUCCUUCUGUGAAUGGUUUUCAGCUUGACCCAACUCCAAUGAAAAUUCCUGGCAUAAUAAUCCCAUUUGUGAAUGAUUCCAAGAUAUUAUUAGAAUACUACAAUUCUUCAAUGGAAAAAGACAGUACUUCAGAAAAAAUUGUUAAACUCGGGGCUGUUGCUAGCAUUAAUGGUGGACUUACGGCGACCUAUAAAAAUGUUGCACCAAAUGUUAUGUAUUACUCAGCCAGAGGACCAGAUCCUGAGGACAGUUUUCCUCAUGAAGCUGACAUUUUGAAACCCAAUCUGGUAGCUCCAGGAAGUUUUAUAUGGGCUGCUUGGAGUUCUGUUGCCACUGAUUCAGAUGAAUUUCUAGGUGAGAAUUUUGCAAUGUUGUCUGGCACAAGCAUGGCUGCACCUCAUGUUGCUGGUCUUGCUGCACUAGUCAAGCAAAAGUUUCCCAAUUUCAGUCCUGCAGCCAUUGGAUCCACACUUUCCACCACAGCAUCUCUGUCAGACAACAGCGGGAAGCCAAUAAUGGCUCAGCGGUCAUAUCCCUCCCCAGACCUAAACCAAUCGCCAGCAACUCCAUUUGACAUGGGAAGCGGUUUUGUGAAUGCUACUGCAACAUUAAACCCGGGAUUGCUUUUCGAUUCAAGUUAUGAUGAUUACAUGUCUUUUCUAUGCGGUAUCAAUGGUACAGCUUCUGUAGUACUCGACUACACUGGUCAGAAUUGUUUGAUUUAUAACUCUACUGGCUAUGGCUCUGAUCUAAACUUGCCUUCAAUCACAAUAGCAAGGUUGAACCAAUCUAGAUUAGUCCAGAGAACAGUACAAAACAUUGCUGGAAAUGAAACUUACAAUGUUGGUUGGAGUUCUCCAUAUGGUGUUUCUGUUAAAGUAUAUCCAACUCGCUUCUCUCUAGCCAAUGGAGAGAGACAAAUCUUAUCUGUGAUUUUCAAUGCAACCAGCAACAGCUCUAUUGCAAGCUUUGGAAGGAUUGGAUUGUUUGGUAAUCAAGGUCAUGUAGUCAACAUUCCUGUGUCUGUCAUUGUUAAAAUCUCAUUGUGAGAUAAUUAGAAUGGUAAGUGCAAAUUAGCAACAUGAGGUGCAGCCAUGCUUGUGCCAGAUAAUUAGCAUUAAGGUGUAUUUAACAAAGUGAUAUAACUACAAAUUUUGUUAAAUACACCUUAAUGCUACACAACCGGCAAGGGUGGAAAAGCUUGUAUGUGUAUCGAAUGAGACACUUUUUUUUCUAAAUUUGCACGGAGCACUCAAAUUCUCAGAAAUCACCUUUAUUGUAUUUAGCAGUCAACCAUACUAUCUAAAGGUAGUGGUAGAAAUGCAUAUCAAUCUUUACCAUAUAUAAUAAUAAGAGUAUUUAUUUGG
Vicia villosa (hairy vetch) is the source of this 3090-nucleotide messenger RNA. RefSeq names its product subtilisin-like protease SBT2.3. Lineage: Eukaryota; Viridiplantae; Streptophyta; Magnoliopsida; Fabales; Fabaceae. The record is from RefSeq and is a predicted model, not a curated record. Gene Ontology annotation, biological process: proteolysis. The transcript has 10 exons. Gene Ontology annotation, molecular function: serine-type endopeptidase activity. Bases 220 to 2772 code for a protein of 850 amino acids.